UCCCUUUCAUUACUCUGCCUCGCUUUGUCUCUCCCCACGCCCCCCCGGCUCUCUCUCUCUCUCUGGCUUUGAGGCAUCAACACCACUACCUACCCAACCCCACCCAAUUCUCUCUCUUUUUUUUCUUCUCUCAAUUUCGUUUGUUAAGUUUUCUUCAAAUCAAUCCAGCUCAGGAGGAGUUUCCGGCGAGUGUCAUCUCUCAUUUCAAAGGUGUUGGUGUAUCAUCCGCUGCUUCGUGGUGUCGGGGAGAGUGUGCGCGCUGUCUGAUUCUGAAACCUGAAUCUGUUGAGAUUUGAGAAUUACGGAAGAAUAUCUUUGAGGCGAAGGAUUGGAUGGCGUCAUCGGUGAUCUCGAAUCCCGUAACAAACUCCGACAGAUCACGCGAGUCGUCCAAAAGGAAAAAGAAGAAGAAAAAUCAAAUCCAGAGCCAAGUCAGAGAUCAGCAAAAUCAGAACCACACAAAAUGGAAGAGCCAAGUCCAGCAACAGCUUUACUCCUCCAAGCUUCUCCAAGCUCUGCGACAAGUUCGCCUCGGUUCUUCCAACGAGACGCCGCGCCGCGGCCGAGCCGUCCGCGAAGUCGCCGAUCGAGCUCUUGCCGUCGCCGCUAAGGGCAGAACCAGGUGGAGCCGCGCCAUCCUGACAAACCGGCUGAAGCUCAAGUUCAUGAAACACAAGAGGCAGAGAGUGACGGUGACCGGACAGAAUCGGUCGAAGAAGCCCAAAGUUAGUAUUCUACGUCUGAAAGGGAAGAAUUUGCCGGCUGUGCAACGGAAAGUUCGCGUUCUUGGCCGUUUAGUGCCCGGAUGCCGGAAACUUCCAUUGCCGGAUAUUCUGGAAGAAGCCACUGAUUACAUAGCUGCCUUGGAGAUGCAGGUCAGAGCCAUGACCGCUCUCACUGAACUCCUCUCCGGCGCCGGCGCCGGAGCCGGCACCACCUCCAGUAAUUCGCCGGCCGACACUCUCGGCUCGAGCCGGCCUCCGACGAGCUAAAUGUCAUAUAUUGCCACGUGUUUUUUUUUCUUUUCUCCCAUCCUUCUCGUAAUUUCCUGUUAAAUACAUGUGCUUUUCCUUUCUUUUUCUCUCCCUAUAAUUCUAUCUUUGAGAUUCUUAACAUUAUCUUCAAUCUGGAUAUUUAUUUUUGUGA
This is a messenger RNA of Vitis riparia (riverbank grape), 1146 nucleotides long. RefSeq names its product transcription factor bHLH147. Gene Ontology annotation, biological process: regulation of DNA-templated transcription. The record is from RefSeq and is a predicted model, not a curated record. The coding region runs from base 333 to 992 and encodes 219 amino acids. The transcript is spliced from 2 exons. Lineage: Eukaryota; Viridiplantae; Streptophyta; Magnoliopsida; Vitales; Vitaceae. Gene Ontology annotation, molecular function: protein dimerization activity.